Messenger RNA from Serpula lacrymans var. lacrymans S7.9, 573 nucleotides. RefSeq lists its product as uncharacterized. The coding region runs from base 243 to 425 and encodes 60 amino acids. The transcript is spliced from 2 exons. NCBI's taxonomy places the organism in Eukaryota, Fungi, Basidiomycota, Agaricomycetes, Boletales, Serpulaceae. The record is from RefSeq and is a predicted model, not a curated record.
CAGUCCAAUGCUUCCUAUUCUCUAGUUACUCACAUUGGACUCUAGUUCCAGUCCCUGAUUGCUCUCAGCAAGUGGCUAGACACUUCCUUCAAGCUUUGUUCUUAAUAUGUAUACCUGGAUGACAUUGUGGUCUACUCGGACACUGUGGCUGAGCAUGUAGAACAUACAAACUUAUUCUGUCAAUCCUUGAUGAGCAGAAGCUUUACCUCAGCGAGCACAAGCUCCACUUCCUCUGUAAGGAUAUGAAAAUCCUGGGGCGGGUAGUUGACGACUCUGGGAUCCGUAUGGAUCCGGAUAAGGUGACCAGUGUCUUGAACUGGAAGGUACCGACAAACCGGGACCUAUGGGUGUCCUGUCCGCAAUCUCCGGCAAUACUGUACCUUUCAGGUGGACCUUUACUAAGCAACGAGCUUUCGAAACCAUAAAGAGAUAUGUAGCCGCAUGCCAGAAGCACUGUCGGAUCCCCUUGGACUACCACAAGGAGGCUCCAACAAUUUGGCUAAUGACGGACGGAUGCCUGAAAGGUAUAUCUGGCGUGGUCGCGCAGGGCUCAGACUGGAGAACGUCCAAUAU